UACUUCCGCCCCAGGAAGACACUGAAAAAGCCGCAGCAUCAACAUCUACAGAUAAACUCAGUUCAUAAAACAUUUUAAUCAAAUCGUGUUUAUCUCCGUUUCAGCUCACUGAGGAUGUCGGGACUGAAGCGUCCGUCUGAACCCAGCGGCGGGCCUUCCUCGUUGGGGGCACCCCCCGAAAAACGAAGGGACCGGGAAGGUGGAGAAGAUGUGGUUCAGGGUGUCAGUGCCACUGCGGGGGGGAGUACCGCCGUGGAGACCGUCAUCAAGCUGGGAGGGGUGUCCAACUUGGAGGAGCAGGAUGUUAAAGCUCUCCAGGCCAAGAACAGGAAGCUGGGAGAAUCCCUCGAUCAAAGACAGGUAAUAGAGGAUGAGCUGAGAGAGAGAAUCGAGAGGCUGGAGACUCGUCAAGCCACGGAUGAUGCCAGUCUACUCAUCCUCAACAGAUACUGGAAUCAGUUUGAUGACAAUGUCAGGCUGAUUGCCAGGCAUUACGACCAAUCAGGAAGUGAGCCGAUGGAAACGCCAGCCGGGGAGGGGCGGAGCCUGAAACCUGAUACCCCUGAACCGGAUGGAGACUCGAACCAGGAGAGGACCAAAGAUAGAGGCCCCUCCGGGGAGGUGGCCACUUCCUUCCUGGCCACGCUGGCCAGCAGCAGCAGCGAGGAGAUGGAGGCGGAGCUGAAAGAGAGGGUGGAGUCCAGCCAGAAGCAGGCCAAUCGUGUGGUGGAGAUCUACGACUGCCUGCAGAGCACCGUGGAGCAGCUGCAGAGGGAGACGGACUCUGGUGCUGAGGGGUCUGUCUGGCAAGUCGCCGCCCAGCUCAACACCCUGCUGUCCAAUGAGAACGAGCGGCUGCGUCAGCUGAUCGGGGACCUCGAGCAGAGGCACAGUCACAUGACCAGUGAGUCCCGGCCCCUUGGUCGUGCGGUAGCCAAGGCGGACACGCGCGUCAGUGAGCUGCAGGCUCUGAUAGAGGAGCUGCAGUGGGACAUGGAGAAGAUCAGGCGGCGAGAAAACCGCCUCAACACACACUUGGGAGAGAUACUGGAGAGGGUCAACAGUAAAGGCUACAAGGUGUGUGGGGAGGCCAGUAGUGUGUGUGGAACCAUCACCAUCAACAAGAGAAAGUUUGAAGACAUGAACAGCGAGUUGGAGGAGAACCGGGAGCUGGCGGAGAACCGUCUGAGUGAGCUGCAGAGGCUGCAGCAGGACCUGCAGAACGUCAACCAGGAGAACAACAACAUGAAGCCCUGCCCCAGGAUGACCCUGGUGCCAGGCUGGUACUCAGUCAGCUAUAGUGAAUUGGAGCUGGAGCUGCUGAGUCGUGCUGAGGGGGUGGUGAGGGACAGCUCCGAGUACCGCUGUCUCCAGUCCCAGUUCUCCGUCCUCUACAACGAGUCCCUGGUCCUGAAGGGCCAGCUGGAUGAGACCCGCACCCGCCUCAACACCACCAGGACCGCACGCCUGCGCCAGCUGGAGCACAUGGAGAAUGACGAGGUGUCUCUCCAGAGGAAGGUCCGUACCGAGGUGUUCCAGCUGGAGGACACCUUGGCCCAGGUCCGGAAGGAGUACGAGAUGCUGAGGAUUGAGUUUGAGCAGACCCUGGCAGCCAACGAGCAAGCCGGUAAACAGCGCAGUCUCGCACUGCUCCACUCACACGCAGGUCCCAUCAACAGAGAGAUGCGUCACCUGAUCAGCACCCUGCAGACCCACAACCAGCAGAUGAAGGGGGAGGUGGUGAAAUUCAAGCUGAGACUAAGAGAGGCCCAGGCCGACCUCAGCCAGGCUCGCGCUUCCAAGGGCAGCGCCGUGCUCCAAUCCCAGUCGAGCACGGAGCUGGACGUGAAGGAGGAGACCACCUCCCCCCUGCCGGUGACCGCCGCCGGUGAUGUCACAGUGAAGGCGGAGUCCGAUAAUGGAUCGGCCACUCCCACCAGCACAGGAGCCUCUGUGAAGACCGAGCCGGGCACGGAGGCAGACGGAGUGAAGGAAGAGGAGAACGAGAAAGUCAAGAAGGAGGAGAAGGAGAAGGAGCGAGAGAAGGAGAAGGAAAGGCCGCUGCGCGGGGGAGGCGGCGCCGCGAAGGAGGAGAAGGAGAAGGCCGGGAGUAGCAACCAAUCGGAGGAGGUGGCCGGCGAGCGGCCGCCUGCGAUUGGAGGACCAAAGAGGAAGGAGGUGGAGCAGCUGAAGAUUGUCAGGACGGAGCUUAAGAAGGCCCAGGAGUCCCAGAGAGAGAUGAAGCUGCUACUGGACAUGUACCGCUCCGCGCCUAAAGAACAGAGGGACAAGGUGCAGCUCAUGGCUGCAGAGAAGAAGGCCAAAUCAGAGGCGGAGGAGCUGAAGCAGCGACUGAGGGACCUGGAGGAGAGGGAGAGGAGGGAGGGGAAGAAGAUGGCUGACGAGGAGGCCCUGAGGAAGAUCCGCUCUGUGGAGGAGCAGAUAGACAUCCUCAACAAGAAGCUCUCCCUGGCUAAGCAGGAGGAGGACGCACUGCUGAGCGAGAUGGACGUGACGGGCCAGGCGUUUGAGGACAUGCAGGAGCAGAACAUCCGCCUGAUGCAGCAGCUGCGGGAGAAGGACGACGCCAACUUCAAGCUGAUGAGCGAGAGGAUCAAGUCCAACCAGAUCCACAAGCUGCUCAAGGAGGAGAAGGAGGAGCUGGCCGACCAGCUGCUCACCCUCAAGACCCAGGUGGACGCCCAGCUGCAGGUGGUGAAGAAGCUGGAGGAGAAGGAGCGCCUCCUGCAGGGCACCAUCGGCACGGCGGAGAGGGAGCUGGCUCUGAGGACCCAGGCCCUGGACAUGAACAAACGCAAGGCCCAGGAGUCCCUGCUGCUGUCGGAGGAGGGCCGCGCCCAGCUGGAGCAGGUGCAGCAGAGACUCAGCACCGUCAGGGAGGAGGUGAUCGAGAACAGCAUCUCCAGGGAGAAGGAGUCCUUCAACUCCCGCCGCGCGCAGGAGGACAUUUCGAAGCUGAGGAGGAAGAUCGAGAAGGCCAAGAAGCCGGCGGAGAACGUCCGCAACGGAGACGAGAUCCUGAACGAGGAGAUCAACGAGUACAAGGCUCGUCUGACCUGCCCGUGUUGCAACUCGCGGGUGAAGGACGCCGUCCUGACCAAGUGCUUCCACGUCUUCUGCUUCGAGUGCGUCAAGACGCGCUACGACACCCGGCAGAGGAAGUGCCCCAAGUGCAACGCAGCCUUCGGCGCCAACGACUUCCACCGCAUCUACAUAGGAUAGCGUGUGGCGGGGGAGGACUGGGAGGAGUGGGGGGAGAUCUGUAGUGUCCAGAAGCUUCUUUCUCCAUCCGAUCUCUUUGCCCCACCCCCCAACCCCACCCGCACCUUGUGACGGACACAACCCUGACGUCUCAACGGAGAGAUCGCGAGGUGAAGAUGGUGAAUGAUCGCUAGCUGGUGGUCCACUCUGUUGCCUGAGAGGAAUUCAAGAAAGACUGAAGACUGUGGUAGCUCGCCCCUAACUUGGCUCCUCGAUACGCGUCUCUGAGCCGGUCAUCCCCUGGCCCUGUCCACAGCCUGGAGGACCGGACAGAGACUUGGAGCCUUUUCAUAGUCGACCGAGUAUUUCCACCCGGGACCGCUAGUUCGGUGUCUGCUGUUUUGGGAGGAAGUCAAGGGGCAUAAAGCAAACCUAUCAGCGCCCUGCGCUCCUUCCCUCCAACCAGAAGGAAUUUUCCCGUGACACAAAUAUACAGACUGUUUUUUUUAUGGGCUGAAUUGAGCUCCUCUUUUUUGGCCUCCUUCUCCCCCCAGUGCUCCUUCUGCUCCUGGGCUGAGUUAGAGACACCUUACACCCAUUAGAUAGAUGUCGGGGAGAGACGCGGACAUGGAGAGGGAUGAACAAAAUCAGUAGUGAGCUCUCAUCAUGCUCUGUCUGUGACCUGUGUGUCUGUGGUGAUGAGGAUGAUGACGAUGAUGAACAAUAUAUCCAAUUGUUGUUCACUUGUCUGUUGUUUUUCUUGUUUUUUUUUGUAUUAUUAAAUGCUGCCUCAUCCGGCCAUGAUGUGCUGUGCUAUGGAUACCUGCAACUGAUGCUGUGUGAACGCUGCUCUGCAAGUCAUUAAACUGCCAACAAAGUUACAUAAUGACUCUUCUAGGUUUUAUUGAGACAUUUUUUAGAAUUUUGGGUGGUGUGUUCACAAACUGGUGUUGUUACUGUAUUACAAUGCAUAUUGUAGCGGGGUAGAUGGGAUCAUGCUGGUGGGAAUUUGAGGUCUAUGUCUGAGACAUAUGGUAUACUAGUCUAGGGCAGCCCAGACUACAUUCUUUAUGACCCCGAUGACCCUGAAAUGAAUAAACCACAAGUCCCAGAAGGCAAAUCUCUUAAUGCUUCAUGCAUACCACCCUCCAUGCCCACCCCUUUUACAACCACCCUAAAAACCGGAUCACAGACCUGUUUGCCUUCAAGAAGAGAAAUGCAGGAACGCUUGGGGGGAAGGAGUGCCACACAAAGUCGCCAGUGAAAAAAAUAUUUUUUGCUAGAUCGGCCGUCGUCGCGUCGCGCUUGAUGCAAACUAGGUUGGACAAAGGACUAUAAAAACGGAUCUAAAAUUGUAUCACUAAGCUAGUAGACCCGAGCACACUUGGUCAGCAAAUCUACGUCAGCGCGGACUCCUUUUACGCACAUUACAACAAAAAAAACAACGGUGAUACUUUGCGUUGUCGCGAGUGGGGUGUUAUCUGGCUGGCUGGAAUUUUGAAAGACAAGGAAAGAUAUAAUUUACGCGACUAGUUCUAUUUUUAGUCAGUUUACUACCAAAUAUAGUCAGGGUUAGGAUUCUAACGUCCUUGUCGCGCGCUGGAUUGAUAUUUGCCACCUUGCCAAAGUUUAUGCUGAGUUGAUAUUGAAUGAUUAGGCUGAAUAAUUGAAUACCCAACUAGUCGACACUCGAUGCUGAUAUAUUAAGAGGGGAAGGUUUCAUUUCCCAUUGUCAUAGUGCUUUGCCGAGAUUUUGCUACUGUAAAUCGCUUGCUUUGUCAACAGAAGCCAUUUUUAUUUCAUUUAAUGCAUUAUUGUAUGUGUAAGUGCAUUAACGUCGUCUAGACAUAGAUCUGUGGGGGUGGUAGCCUAAUUAUUUUGUAACAUUGUACGAAUAAAAUCAUCCUAUCUUUUUUUAACCAUGGUUUUUAACGCGAAUUGUUUUAACCGUGCGGCGAACUCCUUUGUAAAUGUUUUUGUAUCUACGCUGGUUUUGGUGCUCGGUUUGUCUCAGCGAUGUUAUGGGCAGGAUCAGCCGCCGUCGUCAGUAGGUCUUCGAGAUAUGAUCUCUGGGGCUUGCGAUGAGGUUCACCGAUACAUGGAAUCCGUUGUUGGAACUACUGUGAUUAAGUCAACUGUAGAGUUUGUAGACAUGCUGAUCCGGUUCUUGGCUGAGGGGUGCUGCCAGUGGCCUGAACGUCAUCGCUGUUUACGUGACAGAGAUCCUCAGGGUUACGGGAAUUGAUGUCAACCUGCCAGUCCCUCCGUUCACCAGAGGGCGUGGCCUCUGUGGCACAGUGGGGGCUUCUGGCUCUGAUUGGCUACUGGGUGCUGUCCGUGGUGCUGCGUGUGUUGGUGGGUGUGGUCAGGCGGGUGUUCUGGUUGCUGAAGACUGUGGCGGCGCUGUGGGUGUUUGGGCUCAUCGUGAGCGACGGGAGCGCAGGGCCAGACGUCACAGCGGUCCGACUCACAGGCCUGGUCCUGGGAUACACCCUGCUGGGUCUGGCCGGGUCGGAAAAGGCAGUGACGGUGGAGGAUCGUCUCAGCAGCCUAGAGGGGCGACUGAACACCGUGGAGAAGAGGGAGGAAUGAUGGGGGAGGUGGUUCGGAGUGGUCAGAUGGACAAGCUUGGAAAGGUGGUGGUGUUUGGUGUGGCAGCCUUGUUGAUGGUCUCUUUCUGAUGUCGAUUUCUAUGCAAAAUAAAGGAACCUCUGGGAUUUUUUUUUCAA
Molecule: messenger RNA, 5951 nt
Organism: Hypomesus transpacificus
Lineage: Eukaryota; Metazoa; Chordata; Actinopteri; Osmeriformes; Osmeridae
Gene: rnf20
Product: ring finger protein 20, E3 ubiquitin protein ligase
Exons: 25
Coding region: 115-3243 (1042 amino acids)
Cellular component (GO): HULC complex; nucleus
Molecular function (GO): ubiquitin protein ligase activity; metal ion binding
Source: RefSeq, a predicted model, not a curated record